UCAAGAGCGGUAGCUCCCCCGGACCGGAGAUAUAGUUUACUCCAACCCGUCCCAACUAUAUCCGGCUAGUUCAGCAGAUAUGAUACUUCGAUAAACAUGGAAAAGUGAAAAAAGAAUAUAUUUACCAAAUCUCGAGAACUUUAUCGAGUUGUUUUAGUUUACUCUAGUGAAUCAUGUCGAAUGUAGUUAAAAUAAUUUUCCUACUUUUCCUAGGAGAAGGUGUCUGUGACCUCCAGUAUUUUCUCCGAACUCCCCGGAAUACAAGUGUUGCGGAGGGAGAUACAGCAGUCCUAGGUUGUCAGGUUGGAAACCUCCUGGGACGUGUUCAGUGGACAAAGGAUGGACUAACUCUAGGGUUUGAUCGAGAUCUGCCGGGGUUUCCACGUUAUCGAGUUCUCGGACAGGAUGAAGAGGGCCGAUACAAUCUCCAGAUAAGUGAUGCUAGUCUACUAGAUGAUUCUAAGUAUGAAUGCCAGGUUGGUCCUGCAAGUGGAAAUCCACCAAUCAGAGCUAGUGCAUACCUUACUGUACUUUUGCCUCCGAAGAAAAUCGAGUUUAUAGGACAUCACUCCGGGUCCAGGAUAGAGAGGAAGGAGAAUGAAAACCUGGAGAUUAGUUGUAAAGUAUCUGACUCUAAACCUGCAGCGGAGAUUGUUUGGUUGAGAAACAACAUUCCACUUGUUGACAACGUUGAAAUAGAAACGAAAGAGGAGGAUGGAUCAUUACCAAACCGUAAGACGGUUGUGAGUAAACUCAAGAUGACCGCCAAAUCUGGUGACAACCAGGCAACCUACGCCUGUGAGGCGGUUCACGGGGGCCUGCGAGGGGAAACCCGCCGUGUGAACUUUCUUCUUUCAGUACAAUACCCACCGGAGCGACCUGAAAUUAUCGGAUAUAUUGAAGGAGAAACAAUAAGGAUGGGACAAACUGUAACCUUGGUGUGUGAGUCCUACGGAGGGAACCCUCUAGCAACAAUUAUCUGGUAUAAGAACGGACAGAGGAUUGAUCAUUCCUACACAACGAUGGGUUCCAAGAGCAAGAACGUUCUAAGAUUUAUUGCCGGGUCGGAUGAUAACAAUGCAAAGUAUAGAUGUGAAGCUUCUAACAUUAUGGUCUCCAGUCCACUUGCUGCAGAGAUGGUGAUGUCAGUUCAAUUUGCUCCGGAUACAGUAACUAUCAAGGGUCCUGAAAUGGCUCGAAUAAAUGAAACUGUGACCCUGGAAUGUGAGACCUCGAACUCGAACCCAGCCUCCUCUAUCCAGUGGGUGAUAGGUGGGCGUAUUCUGCCAGCUAUCUACACCAGGAACGAUACCUCCGAUGAGGGUGGAUGGGUGACCAAGUCAAACAUCUCCUUCACUGUAUCUGACUCCUACAGGACUAAGAACGUCUCCUGCUAUGCGAACAAUUUUGCUCUGAGUACAACUAAAGUUCAAUCUCAUAAAAUCACAGUUCUAUAUCCUCCCGAUGAUUUAACCAUCACAGGGUACUCAACCGGAGAUAUAGUUAAUGAGGGUACGGAGAGAAGGAUCAAGUGCACGGCUGUCUCCGGUAACCCGCUUCCAACCCUAGAAUGGUUUUCCGGAGACACCAAAAUGGAAAACACAAUCCCGGACGUAGGAGAGAGUGAUUCCUACGUGAGCUCAGAGAUAUUUGUUAAAAUUGACAGAUCUGAUAAUGAUAAAGUUUAUGAAUGUCGGGGUGUGAAUGAAGCCAACCCGGAUACUCCAGUCACAAAAAGCUUCAAGAUGGCGGUAGAAUUCCCACCAAGAAUCCUUACAAUCACGGUAGAUCCCGAGAAACCUGUGGAAGGGAAAUCAGCAGUUUUAACAUGUAUCACGGAUACAAGUAGUCCUGGAGUUGAGAUGCAGUGGAGAUACAACGGAAAUAUUCUUCCCUCUACUGACUCUGUAUCCCGACCUGGACCCUUUGCCGGAGUUGUAACAACCAACCUUCUUCAUAUUGAUGUUACUACUAAGCAUGUCGGAGCUGUGUUCUCCUGCGAGGCUAAACAUAAUCCAUCUAUGACCACAGUUCACAAUUCUACGGUUCUCACCAUCAAGUAUCGUCCCCAGUUCUCCGGGGUUAAAACUGAGUUCCUGGUAGAGGAAGGAAAGAGUGCAGUGUUGAGUAUCGGAGUAAAUGCUUACCCGGAAGUAAACCUGGAUGAUUACAGCUGGGAGAAGACGGCCGAACCUUCCAUCUCCAUACCUAAGUUGAACAGAACGGUUCCUGGAACUAGAAUAGUCUCCGAGGGUGGAAGUUUAACGUUUAACAGCGUAGUACUCGGAGAUGCUGGGAUCUAUGUUCUAAAAGUAAAGAACGAGGUUGGAGAGAGUACUGUUUCCGUCAAAGUUGCGAUCCUGCACCCACCCAGAUUCCUGCCAAACACGCUAGUGAUCGAGGUAGAUAGCGGAGCUCCGGCGGAAAUCAAGUGUAACGUUGAUGCGACGCCUCUCACUGCUUCAACCCUAUCCUGGAAAAGACCAGAUUACAAGUUUGAGGAACGAGGAAAGAUAAGGCUAACGGACUCAGGAUCCGUCCUGACCCUCUUCAAUACGACUAAGAGUGACUCUGGGGUGUUCACUUGUAUCGCCAACAACGGAGUUCCAGCUUCAAAACCAGUUGAAAUCUCCGAAACCUUCUAUCUUCUUGUUAGACAUAAGCCGGACAUCGAUAAAUCUCCUGGUCUAUCCAAAGCUGGUUUCAACAGAGGGGACAAAGCCAAGCUACUCUGCAGAGCUACCGGAGCCAAUAACAUUACAUUCUUCUGGCAGAAGGAAGGUCAGCAGCUAGCUACUCCAACACAACAAUCUAAAUCUUCAAAAUAUACCGAAACAGUUUCUAAACCUGAUCCUCUAACCUGGGAGUCCUCCUUGUAUAUUGAAGAUGUUGGUUCUACAGACUACGGAAAGUAUAAGUGUGUUGCAACCAAUGUUCUGGGUUCGGACGAACAUACAAUCCAACUUAACAUAAAGAGCCAUCCUGACCCACCAGAGGAUCUACAAGCACUUGGGGUAACUUAUAAAUCCGUCACAUUAACCUGGCAACCUGGGUUUGAUGGAGGGUUUAAACAGAGAUACAGGCUCAGGAUGAGGAAGGAAGGAAGCGAGCAUUUCUUCACCGUAGACGUCAAGGAAGACGUGACAACCUUCGAGGUCGGAGAUCUUCAACCCAACUCCGAGUAUAGUUUCACUAUCAUGGCGCAUAACAAGAUAGGAGAGAGUAACUAUACUAGUUCUCCUGUCAAAGCUAAAACUGCAAGUGACCCUCCCCCGGGUUCAAGGGAUAGUGAGAUUAACUCCGUCCUCAGCGAGAAGGAAGACAUUCCUUUUCUAAUAAUUGUGACCGUCUCCGCUGUCGGAGUUGUCCUUCUUCUACUAAAUAUCGUCCUUGUCUCAUGUUACGUCCGUAGGAGGAUUACUGUAGCCGAGAAAAGUGCUCCGAACGGAGGAGGAAGCUCCAAUGCUAGCAGUAAAUCUGCUACUAUUGAGAUGUUUGUUGGGAGCAGUUAUAACGAGACUAUGGGGGAUACACUCUCCGAUGUCUCUGAUAGAUCCAGCAACUACUUUGCAUCGGACAUGGAGCACAGAAACUCACAUAUUCAGGAUGAAUUUGAUGACCCGCGUAUGCGAGGCCCUGGGAGUACAUAUCUUAUAGAUCAUAAUCCUAUCUAUUCAUCCCAACCUGGAAACCAUCCCCCCAGGUCCCUGGCUUCAGUUUACGGAACCCUACCCAAGCAGACACCUGGAUACUCAUAUGACGAAGAUCUCAGUCGACAAAGAUUCAUCCAUUCUCUAGGGGACCCAGAGCAGGACCGGAUUCCCCGAACCUACCAAACACAGAACCAAUAUCAGUAUGAUCUUCCACCACCUCCUCCUCCUCCGAUUGAGUUGCCAUACACCUACCAGAACAUAUAUCCAAGAUAUCUUCCUCCGAUGGAUCCAAACUGGAAAGGAGGAAGAUUUGGAGAUGUUUAAAAGAUCCUCAUCCAGGAUUUAAAUCCCUGGAUUUAACUCAGAUCUGGAUUUAACCUAAUUCCAGCUAAAUCUUGAGUUGUAUCAAUAGGUUGUCUUGUUAUACCAACAACAUGAUCAGGUUUAGCAACCAGAGCAAAUUUAAGUCCUGAGAAGGAUUAAACACUGGACUUAAUAUCCCUUCAGGGGAGAAGCUGGAUUACAGGAUAAACUCGAAGUUUCGAAAAACAUGUUUGUACGAAGUGAUCUUGAGCUUUUAAUCUUAACUCUAACUCUAGGAGAUGAGUAUCCUGACUAACCACACAGAAAAGUUUAAUAAAAUGGCGCUUCUCCAAUAUGAUUAAUUUUACAAAAUACAUCUCUCCAAAGAUAGACCUAGACCUCACUAUUUUCAGAUCUCAAACAUUAAAGAGAAUCCGUGCUACGUUAAUGAACCCAGAGGUGGAGUUUUCAGCUGCAUAAUUUGAAUUCAAACAUAAAAGAAACGCCGGGAGAAAUGUUGUUUGAAAGUUCUACCUCUGGGAUCAAAUAAUUCAAUUUAAAACCUCUGUGAUAUAUUUGUACUGUUAAAACUAAAUGUAUUGAUAUAAUUAAUAAUAAAACAUUAAAUAUUGUUGUCAAUAAAGCGGAAAAUUGUUUUUGUUAAA
Molecule: messenger RNA, 4621 nt
Organism: Eurytemora carolleeae
Lineage: Eukaryota; Metazoa; Arthropoda; Copepoda; Calanoida; Temoridae
Product: nephrin
Exons: 17
Coding region: 174-3977 (1267 amino acids)
Biological process (GO): cell-cell adhesion
Cellular component (GO): cell-cell junction
Molecular function (GO): cell adhesion molecule binding
Source: RefSeq, a predicted model, not a curated record